AUGGUCCUGCACUGCGAUUCCUCAGAGACCCUGGCUUUCUCCGUCCUCCUGGAGAGAUACUGUGAAGAACUGUUCGCUUAUCACAACGUGACAGGUCCUUACUGCAACUCAACCACCGAUCAGAUUGGGACCUGCUGGCCCAAGACCAUCGCCGGGGAACUGGUGGAGAGACCUUGCCCAGAGUUUGUCAAUGGGGUCAAAUACAACACCACCAGAAAUGCUUAUCGCGAAUGCAUGGGAAACGGAACCUGGGCUUUCAAGGUUAACUACUCCCAGUGUGAACCGAUCCUGGUUGAAGAGACAAAACCUGCCCUGCAUUACAAAGUGGCCAUGAUCAUCAACUACCUGGGGCACUGCCUGUCUGUCGGAGCGCUUGUGGUUGCCUUCCUGCUGUUCCUGUGUUUGAGGAGCAUCCGAUGCCUCCGCAAUAUCAUCCACUGGAACCUGAUCACGACGUUCAUCCUGCGGAACGUGAUGUGGUUUGUACUUCAGAUGAUCGACCACAACAUCCACGAAAGCAAUGAGUUGUGGUGUCGCUGCAUCACGACGAUCUUCAAUUACUUCGUGGUGACCAAUUUCUUCUGGAUGUUCGUGGAGGGCUGCUACCUACACACCGCAAUCGUGAUGACUUAUUCGACAGACAAGCUGAGGAAAUGGGUCUUCCUCUUCAUCGGAUGGUGUAUUCCGUGCCCGAUCAUCGUCGCCUGGGCAGUCUGUAAGCUGCAGUAUGAAGACGAACAAUGCUGGUUUGGAAAGGAACCAGGGAAGUACAUCGAUUACAUCUAUCAAGGACCAGUCAUUCUUGUCCUGCUGAUCAAUUUUGUAUUUCUGUUUAACAUAGUUAGGAUUUUAAUGACAAAACUGAGAGCAUCGACCACUUCAGAAACAAUACAGUACAGGAAGGCCGUUAAAGCAACCCUGGUUCUUCUUCCUCUCCUGGGCAUUACUUACAUGCUCUUCUUUGUCAACCCUGGAGAAGAUGACAUUUCUCAGAUAUUUUUCAUCUACUUCAAUUCCUUCUUGCAGUCCUUUCAGGGGUUUUUUGUGUCCGUGUUUUACUGCUUCUUAAACGGUGAGGUUCGCUCUGCAGCCAGGAAGCGAUGGCACCGCUGGCAGGAUCACCACUCCCUCCGCGUGCGCGUGGCCCGGGCGAUGUCGAUCCCCACUUCCCCGACAAGGAUCAGCUUCCACAGCAUAAAGCAGACAGCCACCGUGUGA
Varanus komodoensis (Komodo dragon) is the source of this 1218-nucleotide messenger RNA. It is a transcript of the gene CRHR2, whose product is annotated as corticotropin releasing hormone receptor 2. Gene Ontology annotation, cellular component: plasma membrane; axon terminus; dendrite. The record is from RefSeq and is a predicted model, not a curated record. The transcript has 12 exons. Gene Ontology annotation, molecular function: G protein-coupled peptide receptor activity; corticotrophin-releasing factor receptor activity; peptide hormone binding. The coding region runs from base 1 to 1218 and encodes 405 amino acids. Gene Ontology annotation, biological process: long-term synaptic potentiation; cell surface receptor signaling pathway; adenylate cyclase-modulating G protein-coupled receptor signaling pathway. NCBI's taxonomy places the organism in Eukaryota, Metazoa, Chordata, Lepidosauria, Squamata, Varanidae.